This is a messenger RNA of Staurois parvus, 633 nucleotides long. The record is from the annotation of a GenBank genome assembly. NCBI's taxonomy places the organism in Eukaryota, Metazoa, Chordata, Amphibia, Anura, Ranidae.
UGCCAGCCGGAACUGCGCUAUCCCGCCGCUUAUCGAUGUGACCUCCGACCUCCUCUUCAGACUUGCACAGGUGUACCGGCUCCUCCCCUUCAGUCUUGCACAGGUGUAUCGGCUCCUCCCCUUCAGUCUUGCACAGGUGUAUCGGCUCCUCCCCUCCAGUCUUGCACAGGUGUACUGGCUCCUCCCCUCCAGUCUUGCACAGGUGUAACGGCUCCUCCCCUUCAGUCUUGCACAGGGGUACCGGCUCCUCCCCUUCAGUCCUGCACAGGGGUACCGGCUCCUCCCUUUCAGUCUUGCACAGGGGUACCGGCUCCUCCCCUUCAGUCCUGCACAGGUGUACCGGCUCCUCCUCUUCAGUCUUGCACAGGUGUACCGGCUCCCCCCUUCAGUCUUGCACAGGCUCCUCCCCUCCAGUCUUGCACAGGUGUACCGACUCCUCCCCUUGACUCCUGCACAGGUGUACCGGCUCCUCCCCUUCAGUCUUGCACAGGUGUACCGGCUCCUCCCCUUCAGUCUUGCACAGGUGUACCGGCUCCUCCCCUCCAGUCUUGCACAGGUGUACUGGCUCCUCCCCUCCAGUCUUGCACAGGAAAUGCUUCCUCCUGCCUGCAGCAGACUGAUGACAUCAUCUCA